AGGGUGGUGACAACUCUCCAAAUAAAGUCAAGGCUGGAGACUAUUGUCAUUUUAGGCCCGUAGGGAAGGGACCCUUGCCGCAGGCAAUCCCGGGAUCAGGACUGGACCACACCACCCCCCCCCCCCCCUCCUGCUCCUUGCAACUCCCCAGGGGAGGUUAAGACAGCCCCCACCGAGCUCGAGCAACCCCGGGGACGUGGAGGACGCCAGAGGAAAAGAGGACCGGCCCCUCUGGGGCAGAGAGAGAGAGAGAGGUCGGUACUUGCAGUGAGUGGGCCGCCCCAUGGGUGGGAGAGACAGUGGACACCCUUGGGGUUUGUUGUAGAGUUUGUCCAUUAUUCUCUGCUUUAAAAUACAGAUCUGCUUUUGCUGGAAUUUGUUGCAUUAAGAUACAGAUCUACUUUUGCAGGAAGACAGCAUUAAAAUUCAGAUCUGCUUUGGCCGGUACUCGGUACAUUAAAAUGCCGAUCUGCCUUUGCUGGAACUUGUUGCUUCAAAAUACAGAUCUAUUUUUGCUGGAACUUGUUGCAUUAAGAUACAGGUCUGAUUUUGCUGGAACUUGUUGCAUUGAAAUACACUCAUGUUUCAUGAAACAGGUUGCCUGAUGAUACGGGUCUACUUUUGCUGGAACUUGCUGCAUUAAAAUACGGCUCUGCUUUUGCAGGAAGUUACUGCAUUAAAGUACAUAUCCGCUUUUGCCGGAACUUGGUUCAUUAAGAUACAGAUCUGUUUUUGCUGGAACUUAUUGCAUGGAAAUAUAGACUUAUUUUUGCUGAAACAUGUUGCAUUAAGAUACAGGUCUACUUUUGCUGGAACUUGCUGCACUGAAAUACAGACUUAUUUUUGCUGAAACAUGUUGAAUUAAGAACAGGUCUACGUUUGCGGGAACUUGCAUUAAAAUACAGAUCUGUUUUUGCCGGAAUUCGUUACCUUAAAAUACAGAUCUGUUUUUGCGGAGACUUGUUGCAUUAAAACAUAGAUAUAUUUUUGCUGGAACUUGUUGCAUUGAAAUACAGAUUUAUUUUUGCCGGAACUUGCUGCAUGAAGAUACAGAUCUACUUUUGCGGAACUUGUGCAUUAAAAUACAGGAACUUGUUGCGUUCGUUUGUUUAGUUUCUCCGUGGCUGGAUCCAACGACCCACAAACAAACCCCCUUGUCCCAGUGUCACUUGGGGCAUAAUUUGAUGUCGCAAAUGGGAUCCAUGGUCGUGGACGAGAAACACACCUGGGCGAUGGAGGAGCAAGGCUGGACCUCCCCACCCUGGGAUCAAUCCUCGGUCGAGGCCGCGUGGCGGAGCGAGGCCAGGUUGUAUAAUCAUUUCAAGGUCUGGCAAAUCUCCAACAAGACCAAGAAGGGGAAGGGCAAAGAGGCGUUUAUCGGUCUCCUCCUGGAGGCCCUCCGCGCCGCUAGGAAGAGCGCCCGGGACCUGGAAGAACAAGUGACUCGGUGGCGGAGACGGGUCGAGGAGGCCGAGCGAGAUGCGGCCAUGUGGAACUUCGGGGCGCUAACUGAGCGAGUGCGCCUAUUAGAGGAGAAGGUAGAGCCCAUCGUCCUGGUCCGUCUGGAGCAGCACCUACUUCAGUGCCUGAAGCAGUACCUCCAGGUCCCCAUCCCCGUCGACCAAACUAGGGCGGGCCCGGACGAGGACGACCCUGAAUGGGCCCGGCCCUCCGAGCCCGACCGCCUCCCUGGUGAGGAUGAGGAUGACCCCUGUGGAAUAGGGAAGACACCCAGGAAUACCGAUUUGGGGAGCUCCCCUACAGCCUCCGCUCGUCAGGUCGUUAAGGUGAGGGGCGUCUCGCCAGGCCUUGGAGCCCGGGGAGCGGCGGCCGGGAGGCCUGAUCGAAUGAUACCCGUGAACCGUUUUACCUGGGAGGAGUUGGUCGGCCUGCAGGAGCGGUUCCGGAAACAGCCGACCGAAAAUUGGCUGGACUGGCUCCACCGCCUGUGGAGAGGAGGGGGGACGCUGGCCCUUUUACUCCCCGAAGAGGCACGGGGUCUUCAGAUCGCCCACGGCCGGCAGUUGGCACCACCCCCGGACGCGGGGCCUACCUUUUCGCUCUGGGACAGCGCCCUCCAACUAGUCAGGGGUAUUCCUUGGGAGGACUGUGUCUGGAUGGCAGAGAGGUGGUCUACCCUAGAGCACUUGGAAAGGUUGUUGGAAAAACUGGCCAUAGAGACCCUCCUAAGGAAACAGUGGGAAGAUGGGAACGAUCCCAUGGCCCAGACCGUCUCGGUGAGCUCCGUGCAGAGGCUCGCCAGGCAGGCCGCCCCGGGAUUACCUCAACUCGUCGUGCUGAGCGCCUUCGCCCAGACCAGAGGUCCGGCUGUGGGCCACCCCACUUUCAGCGACCUCAUCUCCCAAGCCAUCAAGUACUGGGAUCUAAGUCGUCCUCCGGUUGAGAGGCGAGUCCGGGAACCGAGGACCGCUGUGGUGACUAGAGAGCGGGAGCUUGGGAGAUUUUGGUCCCCAAGUCCCAGGGCAGGCGAGACCAAGAGGAUCGAGGGGCCAGGAUGCCCCCGAGACGGACCCCGGCAGGAUAAGCGGCGGAACCUCUGGCGGUGGUUGACCCAGGAGGGGGGUUUUACGAGGGAACAGAUAGAUGGACUCCCCACCCAGGUCCUCCAACAGCUGUGGGACGGACGGUCCAGGGGGGAGGGAGAGAAGCCCUCCAGAGGGAGAAACGGGCUGGGGACCCCGAGCGACCCUUCCUCCCGGUGGUUCGAAUAGCCGAGACCAGGGUGACCCCUUCCCCAGUCCUCACCCGAGAGUUCAGAUCUUGGGGAGGGAGGUGGGUCAAUUUCCUCAUAGAAGCCGGGGCGCAGCUCUCUCUGAUCUCAGAAGGGGAUGGUGAGGGACAAUAUAACCGAAAGAGAACCGUUUUGGUCAGCGGGUUCAACGGAGGGACCCUGGGGCGGUUUGUUUCCUCCCUACCUAUGUGUCUUAGCUGUGGGCCUCCCCUCCCUCCUGGAUGUGGAUAUCUUAAAUCACACCCACAGGUUCCCAUCCAGAACAGAGGGUGGGAAAGGGGGGAGGGGUCGGACGCACUGGAGGGUCUUCACAUUCCAAACUAUCCUCACGCUUCCCCCACCCCAGGUCACCCACAGUAUAAGACAGUAUAGGAUUCCUCCGGCCGCCAAGGGGGCAAUCUCCGGGCCUGGGGAUUUAUUUGGGCCGCCCAGAUCCUGGAGAACUCCCCCAUUUGGCCGGUACUAAAGUCCAGGGGCGCCUGGCGCUUACGUGGGCGCCUGGCGCUUACGUGGCCUAGUGGAAAGAGCACAGGCUUGAGAGUCAGAGGACCUGGGUCCUAAUCCCGGCUCUGCAAGUUGCCUGCUGUGUG
Ornithorhynchus anatinus (platypus) is the source of this 3342-nucleotide messenger RNA. RefSeq lists its product as uncharacterized. NCBI's taxonomy places the organism in Eukaryota, Metazoa, Chordata, Mammalia, Monotremata, Ornithorhynchidae. The record is from RefSeq and is a predicted model, not a curated record. The coding region runs from base 1185 to 2732 and encodes 515 amino acids. The transcript has 2 exons.